Messenger RNA from Gorilla gorilla gorilla (western lowland gorilla), 2186 nucleotides. It is a transcript of the gene PTRH1, whose product is annotated as peptidyl-tRNA hydrolase 1 homolog. Lineage: Eukaryota; Metazoa; Chordata; Mammalia; Primates; Hominidae. The record is from RefSeq and is a predicted model, not a curated record. Bases 1063 to 1749 code for a protein of 228 amino acids. The transcript has 5 exons. Gene Ontology annotation, molecular function: peptidyl-tRNA hydrolase activity.
CCCUGGAAGGAGGCACUCCCACUCGGGGUUCCAGUGGCGCUCCCAGCCCCAUUCCCCUUAGGGACGCUCCAACCUGUCCCUCUGCAGUCCUGCCCUUCUCCCUCUCCUGUGGUCAAGGUCAGGGAUCAGGGUCCUCAUGCUUACAACACCGUCUGUUCUCCCCCAGGGCCUUCCCAGCUCCCACUUCCGGCUACUGACACCCCAAGCUUUGAUGUCUCCAGCUCAGGCCUGGUCCCAAGUCUCAGGCCUUGGGGGUCCUACAGCCCCUUGGGUAACCUUCAGGACCCUCACUCCAGCAGGCCACACUGAGCACCUCACCUGACUUCUGCCCCAGGUUCUCCCAUUUUGGUGAGGUCACCUUCCCCACCAGCUACCCAAGCCAGAGACCUCUGUCUAAGCAGCCGCCGAGCCUUACAAGGAUCUUUCACAUGCCUGGUUCUUGGCAUGGCGGCCAGGGCCUUCCCUGAGUCGGACUGCUGCCCCUGCCUCUCCCGGCCUUCACCCUUUCCUGCGAACCCAGCCUCGGUCUCUCUGCCUGGCCCUCUGCCUUUGCGUUAGUCUUCUCCCAAGCCCGCACCUUGUCCAAAUCUGUCAUGAGGCCCCUUCCAGGAGGACCCCGAGGCCUCUGCCAACUACCUCGCGGCCCUGGCCCUGACGUUGCUAGGCACCAUCACCAGGACGCCCACAGGCCCCACCCCUCUGGCCACGCCCCCGGGAACCAAGCUUUUUGAGCCGGAGGGAGGUAGAAAACUUUUAUUAGCUGGAGAGGUUGAGGCCUACAGCGGGGAAAGGACUUGUCAGAUUUUCGCCGCAAGGCAGGGCCAUAGCGGGGGGCAUAACAAGGCCUCCCAACCGAAGGUCAAGCAAGAGCUCCGAGCGUCCCACACAAGUCCCGAAGGGACACUGUGACGCCGCGCCACUGAAGGCGCCAGGGUUCCCGGACUCGGCCACCGCCUCGCCGCUUCCGCCCCUCAGAAGCAUGGCGGCCACGUAGCCCGGCCCGGAUUGGACGUUGGCUGUGGACGCCAAACAGAUGGCAACACGAUUGGCUGCUGCGGGGUGAUGACGUCAGGGGGCGGUGUCGGGGGAGUGAAUGGGGGCAGCAUGAGGCCGGGCGGCUUUUUGGGCGCCGGACAGCGGCUGAGUAGAGCCAUGAGCCGAUGUGUUUUGGAGCCUCGGCCCCCGGGGAAGCGGUGGAUGGUGGCUGGCCUGGGGAAUCCCGGACUGCCCGGCACGCGACACAGCGUGGGCAUGGCAGUGCUGGGGCAGCUGGCGCGGCGGCUGGGUGUGGCGGAGAGUUGGACGCGCGACCGGUACUGUGCCGCCGACCUCGCCCUGGCCCCGCUGGGGGAUGCCCAACUGGUCCUGCUCCGGCCACGGCGGCUUAUGAACGCCAACGGGCGCAGCGUGGCCCGGGCUGCGGAGCUGUUUGGGCUGACUGCCGAGGAAGUCUACCUGGUGCAUGAUGAGCUGGACAAGCCCCUGGGGAGACUGGCUCUGAAGCUGGGGGGCAGUGCCAGGGGCCACAAUGGAGUCCGUUCCUGCAUUAGCUGCCUCAACUCCAAUGCAAUGCCAAGGCUGCGGGUGGGUAUCGGGCGCCCGGCGCACCCUGAGGCGGUUCAGGCCCAUGUGCUGGGCUGCUUCUCCCCUGCUGAGCAGGAGCUGCUGCCUCUGUUGCUGGAUCGAGCCACCGACCUGAUCUUGGACCACAUCCGUGAGCGAAGCCAGGGGCCCUCACUGGGGCCGUGACACUAGUGGCCAUGGCUGCCUGCCUGACUGUAGUGCCCACCAACCCAGCCACUGCCACAGAGCUGCCACGCCAGCCUUGGUAUCUACUUUUUAUACAAAUCUCCUCUAGACUGUUCCAGGCUGCCUGCGGAUUAAAGUGGGGGUGACUGUGACUGGACCAGUCCAUUUCUGGAGUAGGUUCUUCUCUCUGUGUCCUACUUGGGACGUAGGGGAACUUCAGGAAGACUAAACUUUUCAAGCCUUUUUAGAGAACCAGGGGCACGCAUCUGUAAGAUUAAAGAUGCUGGCUUGGAGGCCUGGUGCAGUGGCUCAUGCCUGUAAUCCCAGCACUUUGGGAGGCCGAGGCUGGGGGAUUGCUUGACGUCAUGAGUUCGAGACCAGCCUGGCCAACAUGGUGAAACCCCGUCUCUACUAAAAAUACAAAAAGUAGCCGGGCA